Molecule: messenger RNA, 1219 nt
Organism: Dimorphilus gyrociliatus
Lineage: Eukaryota; Metazoa; Annelida; Polychaeta; Dinophilidae
Source: the annotation of a GenBank genome assembly
AGUGCCAUCUGUAGUUAGAAUAAUUUUACUUCCACAUCACCCGAUUAAGAUAUUUUCCCUAUUUACUAGCAAUUUUAAAAAUCUCUUGUCUAUUCGAUUUGUCAUUCAGUUUUUAAUAAUGGAAUCCAAAGUGAGAAGGUCCGAUGUUCGGCCUGAUGGUGACGGAAUGGAAGAAGAACUGCUCAAAUCAACCCCGGAAAUAAAAUAUGCUAAGCCGACUAAACACCGUCAACUCACUCGAUUGAAUGAUUCCCAAAUGAUUCGUGUAAAACCGCAAAAAACUGUAAUAUCGAAAGAACCUGUAAAAGCAGCAGUAAAAGAAGUUGUGCAACAAAAACCAACAAAGACUCAAAAGAAUCAAAAUACAGAAACUCCACAGGUUCAGAAUGUUGAUACUUCAGGAUCUAUUCAGUCUAUGACCGCGGAAACGAUAGAUAAAGUAAGAGAAGAGUGUGAAGGAGAAGAAAAUUCAGAUUUAGAUAUACUUAACGAAGAGUUAGAGGCUACGAGACGGGAGUUAGAAGCACAAAUUCGCAUAAAUAAGGACCUCAAGAAACUACUUAUCGCAUCUAUGGGUGAUGAUUUGCAUCAUAGGGUGGAUUGUUUGGUUAAAGAUCGUGUAGCAUUAGCUGAGAAUAUUGAAGCAUAUUCUAAACGACUCGAGGAAGGAGGGUUGAUAAGAGAAGAAUUAGAGAUACGAGCAGAUAUGUACAGAUCGAAAUUUGCGGCUAGCAAAUUGCUAGUUGAAGAAGCUAUUGAUAUGCGGGCCUCUCUACAGCUUCAAUUGAAUUAUGCUCAUCAGGCCAUGAAAGAAUUGUUAAGCGAAAGGGCACAAGUAAGAAAAAAUUUACAAGAAGCUUACGGAGUUUCACAAGCUACAAAUGAAGCCCUAGGCAUUGAAAGGCAGAGUAAGAAAGAACUCCCAAUGAACAGUACUAUUUUGGAAAUAUCUGAGAAAGUAAAUAACCUAUCUCUCUCUUUGAAAAAUGCUCUGCUUCCUGUUAUGAACAAUUCAAAAUAUCAAACAAUUCCAUUUGGAUUUUCACCUACUGCAGCAGAAGUUAUGGCCAUGCAAUGCUUGGCCAAUAGAGCCAAAGAACUUGAUGGUUCUGAUAUUAGGCAAAUUUAUAAGCACAACCGAUUUCAUUUAGCAGCAAAUUUUGAUAAUCUUACACUCAAUUGUUGUUCAAAUUGUACUGGCAAAAUUCAUGCCGUUUAA